UGCGUGCGUGAGGGGGUGCGUGAGCGUCACGUGCGUGACCGCGGCUCCCGUCGUCCUCUGCGCUUGGCGGCCUCGCGGGGAAGAGAAUGGGGGACGAGGAGGACGGGAAGAAGCCGCGAGUGCUGCAGAUGGUACGGGCAGAUGGGACAGAUAAGAACUGUUUUACGUUUGUGCUCCACAAUGAGGACCACACCCUUGGCAACUCCCUUCGAUACAUGAUCAUGAAAAACCCUGAAGUGGAGUUCUGUGGAUAUAGCAUCACCCAUCCUUCUGAAAGAAAAAUAAACCUCCGCAUCCAGACCAAAGGCCUACCGGCUGUCGAUAUGUUCCAGAAGGGGCUGGAGGAUCUCAUGGGUGUCUGCCAGCAUGUACUCAGCAAAUUUGAGGCAAGCGUGGAAGAGUACAAUGCCCAGAAGGAUGUGAAUAUGGAGGAAGCAUAGUCUUGAGUUCCAAUCUGCUAAUCAGACCUCGCCACAGAACUUAGUAUGCUUUGGUUGUCCUGAUGGAUGGCCUUUGCAGAGUGUGGGACGGGAAGUGUGACCUUGCUCCUGCUUCUUGUUAUCUCAUUGGCAUUUGAUGCCGUUAACCAUGGUAUCCUCCUGGACAGGCUCCAGCAAAUGUGAUUUGGGGCAGCGGUUCCAGCCCUAUGUUCAGGACCAAGUCUGACAUUGGGAGGGUGCGUUUUGAACUGGAAGCUACAGUUAUUGCAGAAUGCUGCAGCAUCACAGUGAGGUGGUAUAUAAAUUUCAUUAAAUAAGUAAAUAAUGGCACCCCGUGACUUAAAUUGGAUUGUCUUGUUGUGGGGAGGUGG
Molecule: messenger RNA, 811 nt
Organism: Lacerta agilis (Sand lizard)
Lineage: Eukaryota; Metazoa; Chordata; Lepidosauria; Squamata; Lacertidae
Product: DNA-directed RNA polymerases I and III subunit RPAC2-like
Exons: 5
Coding region: 87-440 (117 amino acids)
Biological process (GO): DNA-templated transcription
Cellular component (GO): RNA polymerase III complex; RNA polymerase I complex
Molecular function (GO): protein dimerization activity; DNA-directed RNA polymerase activity; DNA binding
Source: RefSeq, a predicted model, not a curated record